Molecule: messenger RNA, 2832 nt
Organism: Empidonax traillii (willow flycatcher)
Lineage: Eukaryota; Metazoa; Chordata; Aves; Passeriformes; Tyrannidae
Gene: ANHX
Product: anomalous homeobox
Exons: 10
Coding region: 514-1638 (374 amino acids)
Biological process (GO): regulation of transcription by RNA polymerase II
Cellular component (GO): transcription regulator complex; nucleus
Molecular function (GO): DNA-binding transcription factor activity, RNA polymerase II-specific; RNA polymerase II cis-regulatory region sequence-specific DNA binding
Source: RefSeq, a predicted model, not a curated record
UUUAGGCUUUGUCUUUUAGGCAUCCAGGACUUUGUGUUUCCAGCUCCAGAUCUAGAACAGUGUCACACAGCAGGGAGCAAGAAAUCAGUUACUGUCCUGCAAGGCCAGCACCAAAGCCUAAGGAGAAACCAAGAGCUGAACACAAAAUGCUGCUGAGAAUAAUGAGCAGGUUGUUAGAAUGUGUCUGCAUGCAGCAAAAAGAAGGUGCCUGUGCUCAAGUAUGUAGCCUUUGUCUUUGCACAGAAGGCUCAGGGCCUUGGCACGAGCUGGUUAUUGAAGUGCAGAUUUCGGGUGGGUUCACGAGCCAGCCGUGCUCAGCCUGGGGGCUGUUGGCUCCUGCUGCGAGAUGGUUCCUAUUGUUACCUGUCCUCGAGAAACUGGAGUCAGGGAGGGCUGACACCUUCACAGUGGUGUUCAGACCUGACUCAGGGAAAAUCGUAGCUGCUUAAAACUGAGCCUGGAUGACUCAUCUGUUUUGAGACGGCACCCACCCACAAAAGCUUCCAACAGGACAUGAGGAUGAAGCGGUUCAUGGCCAUGUUAAACAAGAAUAAAAACAAGGAUCCCCCACCCUCCAAGCUGCUGGAUUUAGCAGGAAAGCUUUGCCGGGACCUCCAGAGCUCGUCCCCUCGUCUGGAGAAGCUGGUUGGGGCCGUGAUGGGAUGCAAACACAAGAUGUAUUUUCUCACCAACAUCCACAUUGUCCGGGCUUGCGUGUCUGUUCAUAUCCGUAAUGGGCAGCACGACAGAGCCUGCAGCCUCCUGGAGCGCUGCAAGGCAGAAGAGAAGGAAGAACUGGUGCAACUUUGGCACGAGGUUCACUAUCAGAGGGUUAUGGAGAGACAGCACAAGGAUUUUCUGACACCAGUGCAGAGAUUCCGUUGCAGGAAGAGGAAUCCUCCACCUAUUUCCCUCUGUCCUGAAGGUUUGAAGACUAGAAACUAUCCAGAAGAAGUCCGCCAGCAUCUGCACAGGUUUGCUGUAGAGGUGACAGCAAACCCAGACAAGAAACAGCGGGAGGGAUUGGCUCGGGACAUGAACCUGCAGCCAGUUCAGGUCUAUAAUUGGUUUGCAAAUUAUCGGCGACGCCGAAAACCCUGCGUCCUUCCCACGGAAACGCUCCCCAGCUCCUGUCCUGAGAGGGCUUGGACUUCCCUCACAGAGGAGGAGCAGUCUUCAGGUGGAUCUCAUGCAGGCACUGGCUCUGAGCAAAUGGAGAUAACCCUCGUGCCCUGUGAGCCAAGGUGGGAGCAGUCAGCUGCAGAUCUGGAUAAGCCUCCCAGAGGAACGUAUUUAGCGAUGCUGGAAUCCAGCUUUCUGCAGAGCACUGAGCUGCUUGAGGCAGGAACAAGCACGGCUUUGUUCUCCAUUCCCAGCACUGAACAACCUGCCCCUUUCUGCAGCGAGGCUGUGCUGGAACCAGGGCCCUGCUUUAGGCCUGCUGUGCUGGAGCCCAGAGCAGCAGUGAGCAGUGCUGGGGCCAGCCCCCAGCUGGGGAGUUUGGUCCUGUGCUCUUGCAGGCCCCUUCCCGUCCUGGAUGAAGGCCUGGCCGUGUGGCAGAGCCCUUGCAGCACCACAGGAGUCUCUGGCUCUGCGUGGUCCCCAGAUUUAUUUCGGCAGGUAUCAGAGUUCCCUUGAGCAGAGUCCCUCAAGGUGGCUGCAUUGAAGGCAGUCCAGGAGGAAUCAUUCAGCAGUCAGAUUUAGAGGUUGAAAGCUUCAUCCUUAGAGAAGGACAGCUAGGGACCCUGGAAGCUAUUCCCCACAGUUCCUGUCAGACUCUGUUUGGCAAGCCUCAGUGCCCACCUGUUUCUGUACCCUGCAUGGAAGAAAGCCAAGCCUUGGGACAAAGCCAGGUCCUGCAGGAUCCAGUUGGUGACCCAUUAAGCAGCGACACGUUCUGGGCAGCGUGCCUGCUCUUUGAAUUCUCUGCCAGCGGACAGAUGUGACCUGCCUGCAGAGACACUCCGGGUGGGAAGAGACACUUCCCCAGGAAUCACCCCAUUGCUGCCUCUUUUUUCCUCUUGUGUUUCUUUAUAAAUGAAUGAGGAGUUUGACAAGGGGAUGAAUAAGAGUGAGGGAGAAGGAUGAAGGCUUUUUCAAAUGGUUACAAAGUUUGGUUUACUUACAGUUUUAUUAAGAAUUUUGCAAAGGGUAGAAGAAACAUUGUGGACUGCAGGUUUUUAGUGGAGCAGUCUGAAGCUGUAGUGUAGGAGCUAAAAUUACCAAGGCACUGAUUCUGUGGCAGUUACAUGCAUUACCCAUAGCACUGGUCAGACCUGAGUCCUUUGUUGCAUCAUGAAGGUAAAUGAAGCUCCUCUACUUUAAAGGAGUAAAAUUUAAUUAUAUUGCCUUACAGUGGAUAUUGGAUAACUUUUUCUCAGGUCUGGAAAACAAGGUCUCAGCUCAGUGCUGGUAAAAUACUGCUGUUUCUUAUCCCUGCGUUCCUGUUGAACUGCAGGGUGUAACUUCUGGAGGGUUCCAUGUUCUGUAGUGCCACAGAUGACACAAACUGGAGCACGGCAGAAUUUUCAGUGUUUAAAGGUCUGGCAGGACUGGAGGGCAUACCGUGGUUUUGGUGUUAAACACCAAGAAGUAGCAAGGCAAGCCCUUGGUGCAGGUUUAAAGCUAAUCCUGCAAGUCAUAGGGAGUGGUCUUUUGGGUAUUUUCCCUAUUUUCCCUUUUGGGUGUUUUUUGCAGUGUUACUAUGAUGGAUUUAAAUCUGUAUUGGAGAAGGGGUCAUCUUUGCCAAACCUCCAGCCCGGAGAUACGUGGAGGAGAUGCUUCCCUUACAUUUGAUACAAAGUUAGCAAAUAAAAGUUGUCAAUUACUGUU